AUGCCAGAAGACGGCCCGAGGAUCGACGUGCGACGGGAGGGCGCCGUGCUGGGCAGCGUCGCGCUGAGCGGGGCCAAGCGCCGGUGGCUCAUCGGCCGCUCGCUCGACGCGGACCUCGUCGUCAACCAUCCUAGCGUCUCGCGCUUGCACGCGGCGAUCACCGAGGAGGGCGGCGCGUUCUUCGUGACUGACCUGGGCUCAGCGCACGGCACCAAGGUCGCUGGCACGCCGCUCGCGCCGCAGCAGCCCUUCCGCCUCUUCGACGGCCUGCCAAUCACGGUUGGCGGCGCGACGCGCACUCUCGUCCCCGUCGGCACCGUCGCGGCGCUCGGCGCUGCUGAGGCGGAGGACGAGGCCCUGCGCGCCCUCUUCCCGAUGCAGCUCGGCAAGCAAAAAGAAAGCCUCACCGUGGAGGCCGGCGGCGGCGGCAAGAAGGGCAAGAAGGGCAAGAAGGGCAUGCAGAUGGCGUCCACGCUCGGCACCGGCCUCAACGUCGCCGCCGCCUCCCCCACCCUCGUCCAGCUGCGCGAGACCUCAGCCAGCAGGUCUUCGAUGAGGACGCCCCUUCGGCUCGUGCUGUCGGCGCACGCGAAGACGGUGACAUGCCUCGCGCUCGACCGCGCGGGCAACCGGCUCGUCACGGGCGGGUCGGACUCGGACCUCUACUUUUGGGACUACGCCGGCAUGACGCGAGAGCUGAGGCCGUUCCGGCACAUCGCCGAGCCGCUGGGCGCGUACCAGGUUCGCUCGAUCUCCUACUCCCCAAACUGCGACCGCGUCGCGGUGGCGGGCUCGUCCAACCAGCCGGUCAUCCUCGACCGCGACGGGCGCAAGCUCGCAACGAUGAUGAAAGGCGACAUGUACAUCCGCGACAUGCGGCACACGCGCGGACACGUCGCGGCGUGCACGGCUGCGGCGUGGCACCCCUCGGAGCACGAGACGCUGGCGACGGCGUCGGAGGACGGCACUGUGAGGCUGUGGGACGUGGAGGUCGCCGCCGCGCGUGGCAACGACGCCUCCUCGCUCAACGUGCAGAGCGGCCAGCGGGCGGUCUACGUGCUGCGCGACGCCAAGGGCGUCAAGACGCCGUGCACCGCCGCCUCGUGGGCCCCCGACGGCAGCGCGAUCCUGUCGGCCGGCCGCGACGGCUCGAUCCAGCUGUGGGAGAUGCGCGCCAAGCCGUAUCAGCCCGUGCAGCUGGCGAUGCGCGCCACGCCGCGCUCCGAGUACAUCGCAGACAUCAGCAAGCCGACGUCUGCGGCGCGCGCGGCCCAUGCGGCGGGAGAGGACAUCUCGAGCCUCACCUGGCGGAGGGACGGCGUCACGUUCGCCUCCCGCUCGACGGAUGGGUGCCUCAAGCUGUGGGACACGCGGCGGCUCGACGCGCCCCUCGCCGCGUGGGGCGACUUGCCUGCGCUGCUGCCGAUGACCGGAUGCGACUUCUCGCCCGACGGCUCGGUGGUGGUCACGGGCACGUCCGUCAAGCGCGGCUCGGGCGCCAAGCCGACGCUCGCCUUCUUCUCGACGCGCACGCUGAGCCGGAUCGCGACGCUGGAGGUUGACGGCGCGAGCGUGGUGCCUCUGCUGUGGCACCCGCGGCUCAACCAGAUCGUGAUCGGAAACGCCGACGGCAAGGCGUACACGCUGUACGACCCGACCGUCUCCGAGAAGGGCGCUCUCUUCUGCUCCGUCAAGGCGGCGCCCAAGCGAGGGAUGCUCUCCUACUCGGGGGAGGGCUUCUCAAAGGCGAUGCAGAUCAUCACGCCGCACGCGCUGCCAAUGUACCGCGAGGAGAACGACGACCACCGCAAGAAGCGCCAGAAGGACCGCGCGGACCCGCUCAAGUCGCGCAAGCCGGAGCAGGUGCUGACCGGUCCGGGCCACAACGGCAAGCUCAGCGUCGGCUACCAGCAGGCGCUGCUCGCGACCAUGUCUGGAGGCACGUCCGGCCUCACCGGCACAAAGGACAAGAUCGCCGCCUUCCAGAACGAGGACCCGCGCGAGGAGCUGCUCAAGUACGCAAAGAUCGCCGAGGAGCAGCCGCUGUACGUCACGCCCGCCUACUCUCACAACCAGCCGACCGGCGCCGACCCGACGGCGGGCACGUACCCCAAAUUCGCAAAGACGGUGGAGCCGGAGGAGGAGGGCGAGGACGAGGACUGAGAGCCCGCUCGCUCUCACUGUCUGAACUGCCUAGACACGGCCGCCAAAGGCCAGUCACAGUUCGAAAGAAAGUACAACCCAAAAGAGGGAUGGG
Emiliania huxleyi CCMP1516 is the source of this 2257-nucleotide messenger RNA. RefSeq lists its product as hypothetical. Bases 1 to 2163 code for a protein of 720 amino acids. The record is from RefSeq and is a predicted model, not a curated record. Lineage: Eukaryota; Haptophyta; Isochrysidales; Noelaerhabdaceae. Gene Ontology annotation, biological process: regulation of DNA double-strand break processing. The transcript is spliced from 10 exons. Gene Ontology annotation, molecular function: protein binding. Gene Ontology annotation, cellular component: nucleus; site of double-strand break.